Gadus morhua (Atlantic cod) is the source of this 4767-nucleotide messenger RNA. It is a transcript of the gene ptprua, whose product is annotated as protein tyrosine phosphatase receptor type Ua. Gene Ontology annotation, molecular function: protein tyrosine phosphatase activity; protein binding. Lineage: Eukaryota; Metazoa; Chordata; Actinopteri; Gadiformes; Gadidae. Gene Ontology annotation, cellular component: membrane. Gene Ontology annotation, biological process: protein dephosphorylation. The record is from RefSeq and is a predicted model, not a curated record.
GACCGCGUGGAGGCGUCCUAGAGCCGCGCUGUUACGCUCCGGGUUGUCAGAGGAAAAGUAGUAGAGCCGUUGCAGGAAAGCUUUUUUUUGAAUUCUUUACACUUACGUCAGCUGCACCGGCUCUGUGUUUGGCUUCAGUAGGGACCCAGCAGCGAAGCUUUUUCAUUAGGGAUGCAGCAGCAAUGAAUUGAGUGGAGUUGAGAACUUCCACCCUGCACUGCCGGAGUUGCUUCCAGGAUUUCUUUCUGAUAAACCUGCUGGACUUUUGGUUGCUGCUGCAAACAUGUAUUCGGCGUUAUGUCUACUAAUGCUGACCGUGAAGAUCUACGCAGAUAGUAUGGAAGGGCCAACAGGCGGCUGCACCUUCGACGAGGACUUGGACGCCAGCCUGUGUGACUACCGCCAGGGACAGGAGGACGACUUUGACUGGCAGCUGAUCAGGACCUACAGUUGGCCCCACGCCACUCCUGAUCUGCUCCGAGGCUCCUUCAUGAUGGUCAACGCCUCGCAGCACUACGCCGGCCAGCGGGCCCAGAUGCUGCUGCGGCCGCUCAGCGAGAACGACACCCACUGCAUCCAGUUCAGCUACUUCCUGUACAGCCGCGAUGGCCACAGCCCCGGGGCCCUCAACGUGUUCAUCAGGGUCAACGGGGGCCCCCAGGGCAGCGCCGUCUGGAACAUCUCGGGCUCCCAGGGGCGCCAGUGGCACCAGGUGGAGCUGGCCGUCAGCACCUUCUGGCCCAGCGAGUACCAGGUGGUCUUCGAGGCAACGGUCUCCGAGGAGCGUCAGGGUUACAUCGCCGUGGACGACAUCAUGCUGCUCAACUACCCCUGCUACAAGGUGCCCCACUUCUCCCGCCUGGGCGACGUGGAGGUGAACGCCGGGCAAAAUGCCACGUUCCAGUGCAUCGCCACGGGCAAAACAGCCGAGUCGGAGCCCUACCUUCUGGAGCGGCGUAACGGCGUGGUGCUGGACACGUCCUCCCUGUCGCGGUUCAGCCACAAGCGCGUGGCGGCUACCUUCCAGGUGGAGGCCCAGCGGGGGGAGCAGGACCUGUACCGCUGCGUCACGCUGUCGCCGCGCGGCGCCGCCGUCUCCAACUUCGGCGAACUCAUCGUCAGAGUGCCCCCCACACCCAUCGCACCGCCCCAGCUGCUGCGGGCGGGCCCCACCUACCUGAUCAUCCAGCUCAACACCAACUCCAUCGUGGGGGACGGCCCCGUCAUCCGCCGUGAGAUCCAGUACCGUGCCAGCCAGUCACCCUGGACCGAGACGCACGGCGUGGGCUCCCUCACCUACAAGGUGUGGCACCUGGAGCCCGACACCGAGUACCGCAUCAGCGUGCUCCUCACCCGGCCCGGGGACGGCGGCACCGGGGCCCCGGGGCCGCCCCUCACCAGCAGGACCAAGUGCGCCGAGCCCAUGAGGCCCCUACGCGGCCUGACCGCCACGGAGAUCCAGCCGCGGCAGCUGGCCCUGCAGUGGGAGCCCCUCGGCUACAACCUCACCCGUUGCCAUAGCUACAGCGUCUCCCUCUGCUACCGUUACUCCAUGCCCACGGGAGGGGGCGGAUCCUCCGGCGGCCGCGGCGGCGGCGGCGGUGUCAACGGCGCCGGUGGGGGAGCGGGCGGGGCCGGCGUGGUGGGCCCGGGGAACAACGCCACGGUGCGCGAGUGCCUGUCCAUCGAGCGCAACGCGUCCCACUUCACGCUGCGCGACCUGCCGCCCUUCAGGCCCGUGCACGUGCGGCUGACGCUGGCCAACCCCGAAGGCAAGAAGGAGAGCCGCGAGGUCACCUUCCAGACCGAGGAGGACAUUCCCGGUGGCAUCGCCUCGGAGUCCUUGACCUUCACCCCAUUGGACGACAUGAUCUUCCUCAAGUGGGAGGAGCCUCUGGAGCCCAAUGGACUCAUCACUCAAUACGAGAUCAGCUACCAGAGCAUCGAGUCGUCGGACCCCAGCAUCAACGUGCCGGGCCCCCGCCGCACCGUGUCCAAGCUGCGCAACGAGACCUACCACAUGUUCUCGGGCCUGCACCCGGGCACCACCUACCUGGUGUCGGUGCGCGCCCGCACCGCCAAGGGUUUCGGACAGACGGCCCUGACGGAGAUCACCACCAACAUCUCUGCUCCUGUGUUUGACUAUGAGAACGUCCCGUCGCCACUGAGUGAGACAGAGGGCACCAUAACAGUGCUGCUGCGCCCGGCUCUGGGGAGAGGAGCCCCCGUCAGCGCCUACCAGGUGGUGGUGGUGGAAGAGGACGGCUCGCGGCAGGCGCGGCGGCGCCGGAGGAAGAGGAAGAGGCGGGAGCUCAGCGGCGCCACCGACUGCUUCCCCGCCGCCAACUCCCACGGCGAGGCGCUGGCGCGCGGGGCCCCCUACUACCACACGGCCGAGCUGGCCCCCAGCAGCCUGCCCGAGGCCACGCCCUUCACCGUGGGGGACAACCACACCUACAACGGCUACUGGAACAGCCCGCUGGACCCCACCAAGAACUACCUCAUCUACUUCCAGGCUUCUAGCAACUUCCGCGGGGAGACAAGAAUCAACUGCAUCCGAAUCGCCCGUAAAGGAACAGUACGUGUUCAUCCACGACGCCAUCCUGGAGGCGUGUCUGUGCGGCGAGACGGCCAUCCCCGUCAACGAGUACGCCCUCACCUACACGGAGAUGCUGAAGGUGGACUCGCAGAGCAACACCUCCCAGCUCAGAGAGGAGUUCCAGACCCUGAACUCGGUGACGCCCCACCUGGACGUGGAGGAGUGCAGCGUUUCGCUGAUGCCGCGCAACCGCGAGAAGAACCGCAGCAUGGACGUGCUGCCGCCCGAUCGCGCCCUGGCCUUCCUGGUGGCCGGCGAGGGCGAGGGCGGCGACUACAUCAACGCCGCGCUCACCGACAGCUUCCUGCGCCCGGCCGCCUUCGUGGUGACCCCCCACCCGCUCCCCGGGACCACCGGGGACUUCUGGAGGCUGGUGUACGACUACGGCUGCACCGCCGUGGUGAUGCUUAACCAGCUGAACCAGUCCAACUCAGCCUGGCCCUGCCUCCAGUACUGGCCCGAGCCCGGCCUGCAGCAGUUCGGGCCCAUGACGGUGGAGCUGCUGUCCCGCACCGCCGACGACGACGUCAUCAUCCGCCUCUUCAGAGUCCAGAACAUCAUGCGGGACGGCCGGCUGAAGCAGACAGACGGCCCAGAGCAGGAGGAGAGUGGCCGCGGGCCCCCGAAGCUCCAGGAAGGACAGCUGGUGGUGCGCCACUUCCAGUUCCUGCGCUGGUCCCCGUACCGCGACGUGCCCGACUCCAAGAAGGCCUUCAUCAGCCUGCUGGCCCAGGUGCACAACUGGCAGCUGGAGUGCGGGGAGGGACGCACCAUCGUGCACUGCCUGAACGGCGGCGGUCGGAGCGGGACGUUCUGCGCCUGCACCAUGAUCCUGGAGAUGAUCCGUCACCACAGCGUGGUGGACGCCUUCUUCGCGGCCAAGACCCUGCGCAACUCCAAGCCCAACAUGGUGGAGACGAUGGAGCAGUACCGUUUCUGCUACGAACUGGCCUUGGAGUACCUGGAUUGCCUGGAAGUCAGAUAACACACACACCCCCAUCGCCUGUUGUGACUCCAGGAGAACGAGCUGGACCCUGGGGUAGUCGUUGUGGUGGUGGUGGUGGUGCUGGUGGUGGUGGUGGUCAUGAUGGUGGUGCCUGUGAUGGUGAUGGUGGUGGUGGUGGUGGCGUUGGCGUGUGGGUUAGGGGCCCCCCAGCACUUUUAACCCCGGCCCCUUUGGGUCCGCGUGCGCAGCGUUCGGGUCACGCUCUUGGAGGGUUACCAGCAUUAAGGACGCUACGAAACAAGAGAAGGCUUGCUGGACAACCUUGUAACAUACUAACACGGCAUCCCUCUCGCUCACCCCCCGCCCCCUCGCAUUCUCCGCCAAACUGAUCCCGUUAACGUUUUGUUUGUUUUAUCGUGCGCCAAUUAUCGUUUGCCAAAACCAAGAGGACCUACAUGGGAGCAGUGUGAAACUGGUCGCCGGCCAAAAUGAUCGUUCAUUUUUUUCAUUAAUUUUUUCUUUAAUGGCUGCCUGACGAAAAACACAACAAAACAACGGAUUCCGAUCCACAGUGCUCCGAUACAUCCUGCCUUACUACUACGAAGAGGAAGCCUGUCGGACAAUGGACGCUAACGUAAGGGGAAGACAAAAAAAAAAAUGCCAUUGGGUGAUACGUGUGUGUGUUGUGGUUCCUUUUUCGGUAAUACUGCUGUAAACGGUGCGCUGUACCCAGCAGUGAACACCUUUCUGUACUGCUGUACUUUACUGCACUGGUGGUGGUGCAGGUGUUGGGGGUGGAGGCGCUGGUGCUGGUGGUGGUACUGGUGGUGCUGCUCCGCAAUCGAGGGCCGGUGCUUUUCAGGGAGGGCGGAGGCGAGAGAGGGAGGGGGCGAGAGUUCAGUUUACAGGGAAAAAUGAGGUGACAGCCGCAUUCGCUACGGACAUUCUUGUACAGUGGACCUGUGUCUCGUUCGUUGAUUUCUCUUUUAUUUAUCAGUUGUGUAAAUAUGUUCUGUUAUUUUAGGCCCGCUUCUGUUGUAUCCCUCUUUCCGAUGUGUUCCCUUGUUUGUUCACCUCUGUUUGAUUAUUUGUACGUUUUUCCCUCCUCUCUGAGCUGUUUAUAGAUGUCGUCACCUUAUCUCUGUGUGCCAAUACAUUCUCUCUGUGUCUGUGAAGAAAAUGAAUUGCUAAAUAAACGGGAGGGGGGGAAGUCCAGCAUCUG